AUGCCGGGAACCGUCAAGGUCAAGGAUGACUCCUUGAAGAGGAAGCGCACCAAGAGCUCCGAACAGUCGAACAAGCGGACGAGGGCCGGAAGCAGCGACGAAGACGAAAACCCCCAGACAGAGAUCCUGCUCCUCGAAAGCGAGAUCCUCGAAUCCAAAAAGAACUAUAACAACAUCGCGACCCUUUUGGAGCUUGCGCGGAAGACGGAUGAUACAGAUUCGGCCCUGUUCGCAGCUGUCUCCCUGUGCAGAGUGUUCCUGCGACUGCUUGCGUCUGGAAGCUUGAAGAGGAGAGGGGGACAGUCGGUGAAGGAUGUUGUCAUCGUGAAAUGGCUUAGGAGUAGGCUCAGCGACUACAAACAGAUUAUUGUCGCUACCCUGGCCGACGAAGAGUCUGCAUCGACAGCCUUGACUCUGGCCAUGCGCAUCCUAAAGGCUGACGGUCAAGCCGCCGGCGACAAGAGCGAAUCUAGCUUCCCCAAUGCAUUUUUGAAAGAGAUUGUGGAGGCACUGGUUCGCAAGGGAUCAGAAGAUGUCCGACAGGAGUUUUGCGAAAAGUUCAUGGCAGGGUUCGCCGAUAUUCGCUACUAUACAUUCAAGGCAUCAAGGGACAUUCUAUCUGGAGAGUCUUCGACGCGAGGCGACGAAGAGUUGUUCGACAGUUCUUUCAACUUGUUGGCAUCUUUGGAGGUGCCUGACAGUGCUGAAGACCUGGGCGACUUGUACGUUGAAUCGACCAAGAAGAGUAAUCCGGCCAUGUCACUCAAUCAGCAAAAGAAGCAAGCUCAAGGGGCUUGGCUCGCUGUGCUCAACCUCGAACCCAAUCGCCAACAAAGGAAGAAGGUGCUAGAGAUCAUGACCAGAUCUAUAGUGCCUUGGUUUCCUCAGCCGGAGCGCUUGAUGGACUUCCUCACCGAUUCGUACAACAGCGGAGGCGCUACCUCCUUGCUGGCUCUGUCGGGCGUCUUCUACCUCAUCACGAAGCGAAACCUUGAUUAUCCAUCUUUCUAUCGGAAAUGCUACGCACUGUUAGAUUCCGAUUUCCUUCAUUCGAAACACAGGAACAAAACCAUCCGGCUGUUAGACACCUUCCUUAACUCGACCCAUCUUCCAGCGGUGAUGAUUGCGAGCUUCAUAAAAAGAAUGGCCACCCUGUGUGUCAAUGCUCCGCCUGCUGCGAUUGUGGUUGUUAUCCCUUGGAUAUACAAUUUGUUCAAACGGCAUCCCCUCUGCACCUUCAUGAUUCAUCGUGUGAUGCGCAGUCCGGAAGAGAAGGCACGUGUGGAAAGUGAAGGAAUGGACGAUCCAUUCAUCGCCGACGAAGAAGAUCCUAUAGAGACACGAGCCAUUGAUAGUUGCUUGUGGGAAGUCGUGCAGCUGCAGAGUCACUUCCACCCCAACGUAGCAACCAUCGCGAAAAUCAUCUCCGAGCAGUUCACUAGGCCGAGUUACAACCUUGAGGAUUUCUUGGAUCAUUCAUACAGCAGUCUUCUCGAAGCCGAACUAUCGAAACAGGUGAAGAAGCCUCCUGUCGUGGAGUUCAUGAUACCCAAGAGAGUAUUCUUGCCUCAGGAUCCUUCAUCAGGAGUCGAUGACAAUCUCCUCGUCAAGAUGUGGGACUUUCAAUGA
Messenger RNA from Anthostomella pinea, 1629 nucleotides. Lineage: Eukaryota; Fungi; Ascomycota; Sordariomycetes; Xylariales; Xylariaceae. The record is from the annotation of a GenBank genome assembly.